This is a messenger RNA of Salpingoeca rosetta, 2049 nucleotides long. RefSeq lists its product as uncharacterized. Gene Ontology annotation, molecular function: medium-chain fatty acid-CoA ligase activity. The record is from RefSeq and is a predicted model, not a curated record. Gene Ontology annotation, biological process: fatty acid metabolic process. Bases 16 to 1836 code for a protein of 606 amino acids. Lineage: Eukaryota; Choanoflagellata; Craspedida; Salpingoecidae. The transcript is spliced from 9 exons.
GUCGAGAACGGCGAGAUGUGGCGGAGGCUGCUCACCACCUUUGGCUCGCAUCGCCUGAGCAACACCGUGGCAGUGGUGGACACGGCUUCCACUGCUGCACACGGUGCCGGUGCCGGUGCCGCCGCGAGGGGAAAGGCCUACUCCUAUCGUGACAUCUUGGCAGCCAGCGCUGCCGUCAGUCACAACCUCAAAACAUCCUGGCUUCCGGGUGGAAGCGAGGGGCAGGACCUGGGCCAAAAGACUGCCCCCGCAGUGGCAACACUGGUGAGGCCGUCCGUCGGGUAUGUGGUCACCAUGCUCGGCACGUGGAUGGCUGGCGGCACAUGCGUCCCUCUCAGCUCCGCGCAUACAUCGAAAGACAUCAGCUACAUCGUCGGCAACUCCGAUUCCAGCGUCCUUCUCACGCAGCCGGGCGAUGCGCCAGAGUCCUUGCUCUCAUCAUCCUCCGUUGUCACGGAAAACGACACGGCCGUGCCUGUUGUCACAUCGCCUCCCAUCCAAGAGCUCAUUCGCACUGGCGAUGAGCACCUGCUGCACAUGUUGGCCUCCUCGAAGCGCGUGGACGGCUCGCCAACCGAUGCUGGUGACUCGGGUGCGCUCAUCAUCUACACAAGCGGCACCACGGGUCGUCCAAAAGGUGUGCUGCUGACGCAUGAUAACCUGGAGCACCACGUGGGCAACCUGCUCUCGGCCUGGAGAUGGAAGCCCUCGGACUACAUCCUCAACUUCCUUCCGCUGCACCACGUGCACGGCGUGGUGAACGUGCUCCUGUGCGCGCUUGCUGCGGGCGCCACAUGCGAAAUGAUCCCCAGGUUUGAUGCGGGCGCCGUGUACAACCGCCUCCUUGAUACCACCAGGCCUGCGCCGUCCAAGUUCAUGGCGGUGCCCACCAUCUACAACCGCCUUAUCCGCGAGUACGACACGCGCACGGCCGAAGAGCAGGCCGCGUUUCGCCGCGCGUGUGAUCGCGUUGAUCUCAUGGUGAGCGGAUCCGCCGCCCUGCCAGACCCCGUCAUGCACAGGUGGCAGGAAAUCUCUGGGCACACACUGCUGGAGCGGUAUGGGAUGACUGAGAUUGGGAUGGCGCUUGGCAACCCAUAUGACGGGCCCCGUAUCCCUGGUUUCGUUGGUCGUCCCUUUAACAACGUUCGCGUCAAGAUUGUUGGUGAUGACGGCGCAUGCACGUACGACUGCCGAGCUGCGGACUUUUCUUUGGACUGGACGAAACUCGCCACCCGCCCCAGCGUUGACCGAACGCGUUUGGAAUCGCUUGGAGAAGAGCUGAAAACGUUACGCCGUCCACAGGUCACAGAUGGUAGUGACACUGUUGAAGGGGAGCUGAGGGUCUUAGGCCCGAAUGUGUUUGCCGAAUACAUCAACAACGAGGAAGCAACGCGAAAGGAGUUUGAUGAUGAAGGCUACUUCAAGACGGGUGACCGCGUGCGUUACGACCCCUCUGUUGACUCAUACGCAGUCCUUGGUCGCAUGAGCGCGGACAUAUUGAAGGUUGGCGGGUACAAGCUGUCCGCUCUGGAGAUUGAGAGGGAAUUGCUUGCGCUGUCGUUCGUGCAGGAGUGCGCAGUUGUCGGCGUUCCUGAUGAGGACAUGGGUCAGAUUGUUGGUGCCAUCAUUGUCCCGUCCACUGGUGAUGGUGAUGGUGAUGGUGAUGGUGAUGGUGAUGGUGAUGAGAUUACACUGGAGCGGUUGAACGCUGCGCUGGAGAACCGACUGACAGUUUACAAGCGCCCGCGGCUCCUUAAGGUUGUGAGCGAGAUUCCCAGAAAUGCAAUGGGAAAAGUCAACAAGAAGACCCUCGUGCAUGUGUUUGAGGAGUGAGAGAGAACGCGGGGAUGGUUGAGCGAUACACAUGCAAACACCCGGAGUGUUUGCUGUCAAUCACAUUGCUUCGCAGCCUUGAACUGUUACACUGGAUUACCAAUGUGGCUGGCGAAGCUUGGUUUGUUUAAUGUUGGAGCGUUGUGUUACUGCUAUCUUCAAUCAACAAGAACAAUCAAGAUGUGCAUUCAUUCAUCAAAGCGAUCCGCGAAC